Messenger RNA from Huiozyma naganishii CBS 8797, 1155 nucleotides. RefSeq names its product anthranilate phosphoribosyltransferase (gene TRP4). Gene Ontology annotation, biological process: L-tryptophan biosynthetic process. The transcript has a single exon. Lineage: Eukaryota; Fungi; Ascomycota; Saccharomycetes; Saccharomycetales; Saccharomycetaceae. The coding region runs from base 1 to 1155 and encodes 384 amino acids. Gene Ontology annotation, cellular component: cytosol. Gene Ontology annotation, molecular function: anthranilate phosphoribosyltransferase activity. The record is from RefSeq and is a predicted model, not a curated record.
AUGCUCGUUAAGUACACUAAGAAGAUACUAAGUCAACCAUCGACUUUAACGCCCGAAGACCUGCACGAUGCAGUCAUUCUGCUGAUCGAUCAGUUGCGCAAUAAGGAUAUUUCCAAUGACCAGUAUAUAAGGAUUGGUAGUUUCCUGUCCUGUCUGCGAACAUCCGGUUUAGACCACAGGGCCGAGUACAUUGCCGCCGCUGCAAGGGCUGUUUUGAAUUUCUCCGAUCUGGUCGACGUACCGCACUUCAAGGCGAGUAAAGAUACAGUAGUGCUGGAUAUCGUCGGCACGUGGUGGGGACGGCCAGAACACUUUCAACGUCUCCACUUCUGCUGCCAUUGUGGCCUCUGGGAUCCCACAUAUCAAGAUUUGCAAGCAGUGGGGGGAAGGCCUCGACCUCGAACAGGCGGGGCCGGCGACUUGAUCUCCAAGUUGGGAUGCGACGUGUCGAAGGUGAACGCCUCAACAGUACCGGAGUUAUGGGAGGACAACUCAUUUAUGUUCCUCCUGGCACCAUACUUUCAUGACGGGAUGGGUCGUGUCGCGAAGAUACGGAAAGAUUUGGGGAUUCCAACGAUAUUCAACGUGUUGGGACCGUUGCUUCACCCUGUGGACUACGUAAAUAAGCGAGUCCUUGGUGUUUACUCGAAGGACUUGGCUCUUGAGUACGCGAAGGCUGCCUCCAUCGUGUAUCCACGGAGUGAAACAUUCGUUGUCUGGGGUCACGUAGGAUUGGACGAAGUUUCUCCGAUAGGGAAGACCACAGUUUGGCACGUGGACCCGGCCAAUUCGACAGACGGACACAUAGACACGUUCGAGAUAGAGCCGGCAAUGUUUGGCUUGCAAGAACAUGCCAUAGCAGAGUGUCCCUCACUGGGACCUGAAGCGAACGCACAACUUUUGAAGGACGAGAUCCUCACCGGUAAAAUCAAGUACGGCGAUAAUCACCCGAUUUACGACUACAUACUGCUGAACACAGCAGUACUGUACUGUCUAACUGAGGGCCAUAAGGACUGGAAGCAAGGUAUACACGCAGCGGAACAGAGUAUACAGUCUGGGGAGGCGCUGAAGGCGCUUCUGAAAUUUGUCACCGAUGUGAAGAGGUUAGGUACCUCGGACGGCGAGUUCGAAAUCCCACUGAAAAAAAUCAACUAA